Mercurialis annua (annual mercury) is the source of this 1795-nucleotide messenger RNA. RefSeq lists its product as uncharacterized. The coding region runs from base 359 to 1540 and encodes 393 amino acids. The transcript has 15 exons. NCBI's taxonomy places the organism in Eukaryota, Viridiplantae, Streptophyta, Magnoliopsida, Malpighiales, Euphorbiaceae. The record is from RefSeq and is a predicted model, not a curated record.
CUAUAAAGAAUUCCAUUUAAAACUACUAAAAAGGAACUUUCUUUUUAAUGUUUUGAAAUAUUUUAACAAAAAAGUACAAAUCCCAUUAAUCCAAUUAAUACCCUUUUUUGUAUCGAAUUUUACCGGUUUUUUUCUUUUAAUUUGAAAACUGGGUCACGAGUUUUCUCAAUUUGACUCGUUUUAGAACCCAGAUUUGAAUUGGGUAUCUCGUGAUCUGUUAAAUUCAGGUCUGAUAUUGCUCACCUGAAUCUCUCUAUCUGCUCUAUAGAGAGGUGUCAACUUAGAAUGUGUUGAGCAAGCAACUUACAGCUCACAUGCUACAUUGCUGCUCAUAUAAAGUCAGUUGAUUACAAAUAGAAUGGGAAACUUUCCUCAAAGUACGGCUCGCAGAAAACCAAAUGAGUCAAUGAGGCUUAUUGUGACAACUUUUCUUGGAGUAGCUUUGGGCUUCUUGAUAGGGGUAUCUUUUCCAUCAUUGUCACUUUCUAGGCUCAAUAUUUCAUCCAGUCUCCUUCCCGCUGUUGAUAUCUCAUACAUUAAUCAGAAAACAGAUUGUUGGACUUCAAAGAAGAGUAACUACACUAAUCAAGAGCAAAAAUCAAAUGAUACAUCAAAGAUUUGGGUCCCUAUGAAUCCACGUGGUGCAGAAAGACUUCCUCCAGGAAUUGUUGAAGCUGAGUCCGAUUAUUAUUUGCGGAGGUUGUGGGGAAAUCCUAGUGAGGACCUGACCAGCGCACCGAAAUAUCUUGUAACAUUCACUGUUGGUUAUGAUCAAAGAAAAAAUAUUGAUGCAAAUGUUAAAAAGUUUUCAGGUGACUUCACCAUCCUUCUAUUCCAUUAUGAUGGACGAGUGAGUGAAUGGGAUGAAUUUGAGUGGUCCAAGCGGGCUAUUCAUGUGAGUGUUAGAAAGCAGACCAAAUGGUGGUAUGCCAAGCGUUUUCUGCAUCCUGAUAUUGUUGCACCAUAUGACUACAUUUUUAUAUGGGAUGAAGAUCUUGGAGUUGAGCAUUUUAAUGCUGAUGAAUAUGUAAGAAUUGUGAAGAAGCACGGCCUGGAGAUUUCACAGCCUGGUUUGGACCCUAACAAAGGGUUAACUUGGCAGAUGACAAAGAGAAGAGGUGAUCGUGAAGUUCACAAAAUUACGAAAGAGAAACCAGGCUGGUGCAGUGAUCCACUUCUACCACCCUGUGCAGCGUUUAUCGAGAUCAUGGCUCCUGUGUUUUCACGAGAUGCAUGGCGCUGUGUGUGGCAUAUGAUUCAGAAUGACUUGGUUCAUGGAUGGGGUCUUGACUUUGCUCUUAGAAAAUGUGUAGAGCCGGCCCAUGAGAAGAUAGGAGUUGUAGAUUCUCAAUGGAUAAUUCAUCAAACUGUUCCCUCGCUCGGGAACCAGGGUGAAUCAAAUAAUGGAAAGGCUCCAUGGCAAGGGGUGAGGGAGAGGUGUAGGAAGGAGUGGACAAUUUUCCAAAACCGAAUGACGUAUGCGGAAAAUGCGUAUUUUAAGGCAUUGACGAAUGAUUCGUCAAAUUCGACAGCUCAUUAGAGGAAGCAGCAACGGCAGAAGCUGAUGUACACUACCAUCCUUACAGGCUACAGCACAGCUUAAGGGUUCACACAUAUAUCUUGUAGAAUUUCUGUUACUGUUAAUUACUCAUUAGUAGUUAUUAAUCACUAAUGAUGAUAAUUUUUCCACCUAUGAAUCUUGAUGCAUUUUAAAUCCCAUUGUAGAGUUGUCAAUAGGGAAGAGAUUAAAUAAUCCUUUUUUGUAAAAUGAAUUUUUGUGUUUUUUGUUUCUUCA